UAUUCUUCGGGUCGGUCGCCCCGGGGGAAUUGGGUAUUUGGUUGAUCCGUCUCUCUCCCAAGGGCCAAGAGGCCGAGGCUCAUUCCGCAACAUCGGGGAGCCGUACACGUCAGCCUCUGAAGCCUGGUUUCUCCUUGAACCACCGUUGAACUUCGAAUCAACGGUUCAGGUUCUGCUCACCCCUAGCGUGUCGGUGUCACCUCCCUUACCGAUUUGGAAACAUACCUUAGUAUUCCUCACCAGACGAAGCAAAAUCUCCCAGACAAAGACACAGGCAACCAUGGGCGGUGGUAGCAGAAGAAGAAGAUCCAAUAAUAGCAGUAGUGGCAACAAGCAGCACAAAAACCACAGAAGAGGAUCGGCCUCAUAUUUCGGUAAAGCUGACCUCUUUGUUGAUGGUGGCUUUUUGUCCGAUUGGCAGCUUCCUUCAACUUCGUCGCCCUCCAACCGUAAUCCAGGCAAAAAUGCUGGCUCAAAUAAAAAAUCUGGUCCAAAGUCUGGGAAUGUUGCUACACCAGAGGCCUCUGCGUCUAGAAGCAGAACUGGAAUAUCUUGGGGGUCUGCUAUUGGAUAUAUUUAUCCUUCAGUUAAUUUACAGGAGGUAUCAUGCACUGGGAACAACAGUGAAGAUAUUGAACUAAAUCAACUGCAGCCUUUGGAUUUGAAGGAUUUCAAACACAAUAAUGUUGUUGUUCAUAUGGAUCAAGCGCCUCCUUCAAAACCUAAUGAUGUGGAAUAUACUUAUAGUUAUGGUGCGGAAUUUGUUUUAGGUGAUUGCUCUCACAGAGGAUUGGGUUUCUCCGAAGAAGAAGAUGAAACCCCUAGUGAUAUUGUGGCAUCCACUGAACAGACUGAACCCCAGUCAACUUCAGUUCUUGACUCAUUGACCCUUGACAAGGAUAUUCAUUCUAAUGAGGAUAUCAACUGUGAGCUAAGCAAUCACAUGACAGCAGACUCUCCAUCUAGGACGCCCUCUAUGAGAAAUUCUGCCUUUCUCUCUGUUGGAGGUCUUAAAUUAUAUACUCAGGACAUCUCAGAUAAUGAAAGUGAUGGGGAUAGUAAUGCUGAGUCUCAGGACGAAGAGUGCCCAAAAUGUUAUAACUCGGAAGAACUAGAUGGGUCAACUAAUAGCAGUAGUUCUGACGACACAUCUGACAGUGAUUCAGACAUUGAUGGAGAGGUUGCUGAAGAUUAUUUAGAAGGAAUUGGUGGUAGUGAUCACGUCAUAGACGCAAAAUGGUUGCUAGAACCAGCAUUGGAUGUUUCAGAUGAUGAUAGUUCUUCUAGCAGUUGCUAUGAUGAAGCUUUGGAGAAGUUGGGUGGAAUGGCCCUCCAACAAGCUUCUGUGGAAUAUGGUAUGAAAAAAGCUCAUCCAUGGAAGAAAUGUUCUGCAGAUUAUAGGUCUCAAGGGUCGAGCACUAUUUCUUUUGGAAAGAAGCAUGCUGCACGGUUUCCUCAUUCAUGGCCAUCGCAGAUUCAAAAGAGUAAAGCCUCCAAAAGAAUUCAUGGUGAAAAGAAAAAACUUAGACAAGAAAGAAUAGCUGCCAAACGCAAAGUGAGAAUGCUACGUCGUGGGGUUGAUCUUGAACGAAUUAACUCGAAACUAGAGCAACUUGUUUUGGAGGAAGUAGAUAUGUUUUCCUUUGAACCUAUGCAUUCUCGGGAUUGUUCACAGGUGCAACGCUUAGCUGCGAUUUAUAGUUUGCGUAGCAGCUGCCAAGGUGCCGGAAAAAAGAGAUUUGUGACAGUACAGCGAACACAGUCCACAUCCAUGCCAUCUUCAAGUGGGAGACAACGGUUGGAAAAGUUGAUAGGAGUUGAUGAUGAGGACGCGGACUUUUCUGUGAUUGACUUUAUGAAUGAUAAGUCAGCGAGUGGAAAUAAAAAAAUGGGAAAGAGAAAUUCAAGGAGGAAUGUCCUGAGCCCAUCAGAGAGCAAGACAUCAAAGCAUCCAGCUGGUCAAGGCAGCAGCAAAAUGAAAGACAAGAAAGGAAGUGGACGGAAGGUUUCAUAUGCAAGUCAACCCGUGUCAUUCAUAGCAAGUGGUGUUGUAAAUUCAGAAGCUAUGCAGAUUACAGCUGCAGAUUCUGAAGAAAUUGAUGGCACUAAGAAGGGCAUUAUUAACUCUGCUAAUAUAGGUUCAUUUGAGGUACACACUACUGGUUUUGGAUCGAGAAUGAUGGCUAAAAUGGGAUACAUCGAAGGAGGAGGUCUGGGGAAAAAUGGUCAGGGUGUAGCAGAACCCAUUGAGGUUAUCCAAAGACCCAAAUCACUAGGCUUGGGAGUGGAAUUCUCUAGCAACCCUCCUGUUGAGCCAGCAAGGAACAAGUCUUCUUCAAACAUUGGCUCUUUUGAAAAGCAUACCAAAGGCUUUGGAUCAAAGAUGAUGGCUAAGAUGGGUUUUGUUGAAGGUAUGGGAUUAGGCAAAGAUUCACAAGGUAUCACUACUCCAUUGGCUGCCGUCAGGCGUCCCAAGUCCCAAGGACUUGGGGCCAAAGGCAGGUAGUUUUGCUUGCAUGCCAUUUGUUUGUUGGUUAAGAUUGUACCUGCCGGAAUUAAAGAAUGGAGUCAACUCUUUGUUCUAGAUCUAUUUAUGAUCAUGCACUGGUUACAACCUUUCUAGGUUACUUUUAGUUUAUUUUGUCAUGACGACGUUUGAAAUCAUCAUGCUCAAUCUAAAUUGGAUCAUAUGUGUAUUAGAAUGUUAAAGUAUGUCCUCUCAUACUAUAACAAUGAAUAGUCAGAAAGAUAACCCAUGGCGUAUGUCAAUUUUACUUACUAAAAUUCAUCAUCUUUUGGCAA
Molecule: messenger RNA, 2802 nt
Organism: Neltuma alba
Lineage: Eukaryota; Viridiplantae; Streptophyta; Magnoliopsida; Fabales; Fabaceae
Exons: 8
Coding region: 281-2506 (741 amino acids)
Molecular function (GO): nucleic acid binding
Source: RefSeq, a predicted model, not a curated record